GCCGUAACCGUGGAUGGACGCGCGCGCUUUUCGAAACAGCUCGAACAGGUGUACUUCGGGAGGAAAUUGUAGUUUCCAUCAGCAGCGAAGCAGGAAGUUGACGAAUUUUGGUGAAGGUUGUUCCAUUCUGACAGGGUGCAAUUUCCGUGUUCAGUGAUUCUUUGUGUCGGUGGAAGAGAGUGAAAAAACAGAAUCUGCAGUGCCGGACCGGACGUUGACCAAUUCGGGUGCGAUCCGUCAAGUGGUAGUUUUUGGUGGAAAAUCUUCUUAUGCGUGACAUUUCCUGAGGGGUGGUUUUCCCCUUGCGGUUCACUGUGGAUAUUACGUUGGAGUUGGCUAAAACUGGAUUCGGUGGAACCAGCUGGAAGAAGAUAAGUGCACUUCACCGUGAGCAUCGCAACGAGGGAGAGUAAGAAAAGAAAAAACAACAUGAGGAAGUGCUGUCUUCUUCUGCUUGUACUGCCAGUAGCUUUCUGCACCCGACCACCGGCUGCUGUAUUCGAAGACGUGUAUGAACUGGGACAACCAAAUGUUGCUUAUCUCACCCCAAGAGGAGCGCAGGAUGGCAUGCAAGCCUACCUGAAUCGACGCAACCGGCAGCUCGGGGAAGCCGCAGUCACGGUGGUGUCAUCGAACGAGGCGACAUCCAGCGAACGGUACCAAAAUCACGAGGAGAAACAAUAUGACCGCAUUCGGUUGGAGAAUAUCCAAUUGCUCAACGUAAUGCGACGUAAGAAGCGGUUAGAUUCUUCGACGGCAAAGACAACCCCUGCGGCGUCUUUGCCACGCCAUUCCAAAAAGGUGAACGUUGUCCCGCAGGAGAUGUUUGCUUUUACCGUGGAUGACGCGAUUUUUCAUCCAGCAAGCUUGGAACGAACCGAUGAUUCAGGGGAGACGAAGCAAAGAACCAAACGGCAGAUUGAAGACCGACAACCGAAGCGAGUCGAACCGGUCCCUAGAGAUUUUUUUCGUUUCGAACUAAAGGACGCCGUGACAGAAAAAUCACAGAUGCACCCGGAAAGCGCGUCUCAUCAUAGCAGAAGAAGACGAUCGGCGGAAUCGGCCAACAGAGAAGGCCGGGAAAUGGUUUCCUUCGAGUUGAAAGAUGCCAAAGUUUCGGAUCGGGAUGCUGCUCUUUUUCACAAGCAAAUGAUGGAAGAAAAUCCAAACCUUAGAAUGCCUUUCACGACGUCGGAUUCUUACACGAGAGGGUCAGUGCUAGAAGACAUGACUGAACGACCGGAAGCUAGACGACGGGAGAGCAAAAAAGAGAAACGGGACAAUCCGGAAGAAGAAACGGAUAUGACUACUGAGGAAACCCGUCGGGUGAAGGUUGCUAGGCCAGGUAAGAAGAAGAUGGCAAACUAUGGGGACUUACCGCUGGGGGUGCAAAAAGCAAUCGAUAUAGCAAUCCAGGAGAAUGAACGAAUGAACGUAAAAGUCGCUGGAGAGGAAACUGCAAGAGGAAGUACCAAAUAUUACUACGGUGAUAAAAAACCGAAAGCUAAGAAACCUUACAGCUCAACAACCAGCACCAAGAUUACUAGCUCUGGCCCAAAGGAAGCAAAAUUUAUACCUAGUCCACAGAUGGAGUCUGGUUUUGUUCCAAGUAAGUCGAUGCAAAGUGAUUCGAUGGAAAAUCUGAAACCAGAGAAAUCCAAUCCCGGAACUUGGUGGUCAUCCUCGAAUGUUCAUCGCCAGAAGAGGCUUCACCAGAAAGCACAUUAUUCACCACUAGUCGUUAGUCCACAAUACAUCAACACCUACAAGCCAACGAUGGAAAGUCAAAAAAUGACUGGUUAUCAAAAUUCAAAAGAAACUGCUUACGAAUAUUCUAGUAGCCCUAAAGAAGUAUCCGAACAGGAAAAACCGAAGAUCCAGUACGUUAUUAAAGAGGUUCCCGUUCCAGUGCGAAUUAAGGAACCGCGAACAAAAAUAACCGUCCAACCAACAAUCUCAAUUUCCUACGACAAAGAUCCUACCGGUCCAGAAGGCAGCUCUGGUGAGAGUCAAUCCAAUUACAACAAUCCCUACGGUCCCGUUGAAUUACGUUAUGAACAACCGAAAGAGCAGAGCGAACAGUUUCACAAUCUGAACAUUGUCGUACCCGAUUCGAAGGAACAACACGAGCACCCAUCCUAUUAUGGGCACAAUCACGUAGAGCAAACAAAACCCAGCGAAUCGUCUGACAAUUACGAAAACACUGGCAGCAGCUUAGCAGCCCUAUCGGCAUUGAUCGGUAAACGACCGACCGUUCAGCUGCGAGGUCUGAACAAUCUACUGCGUAUGCCGAUUCCAAUCGGAAACCAACAACCGCUGCAAACGAUGAAAACCAAAGUUCGACCACAGGACAGCACAGGGCCGAUUAUGUUCCCAGAUGACGGAUCCACUCCAAGUCCACAACCAAAGAAAACCACCGGUUAUCGUAGUGUAAAGAUCGAAAAUGGUCCUAAAGUGUUGUACGAGGACCACGGUUCCAGUGCACUAUACCACACGGUUCAGAUGAACCCCCAGCUGCAGGUUCCAAUGACAAAAGAUUACACCCCUAUCAAAGAGGUUGUUUCCGAUAUUUCGGAUGCUGACUUGGUGGGACCCACAGUUGCAACUCCUACUCACGCCACUUACAUCAUUGGAUCGACACCAAUACCACCGCAAAUCGAAAGCAACAGCUACGAGCCAGACACCGACAGUCACAGUGCUUCCCAUUAUCAAGAACUGCAUGAAGCUCUACCAACCCCGCAACCGGUUAGUCUCCAGUACCAAACGCGACAACCAGAUCAUCACUAUCAGGGUCAACACCACCAUAGCCAGCCGCGCCAUCAGGAGUACGAAGAACACCCGGAUCACCAUUUCCACCACCUGCAACACGAGGACAGUGAGGAUAUAGACGACUCGGAAGGCUACGCCUUCGGCUAUCGAGUGCGUGAUUUCCACACUGGAAAUGACUUCGGUCACAUCCAAAACCGAGACAACGGUGUAACCCGAGGCGAAUACCAUAUCCUGCUGCCCGAUGGUCGUGUUCAAAACGUUCGCUAUACGGCCGACGAACAAGGAUUUCACGCUGAAGUCAGUUACGAAAGUGUGCACGCGGCGUCCCACGAAACUUCGAACUAGAAAAUAAGAAAAACUAACGGAUAUGACAGUGAAUAAUAGUUUUAGCCAUUCCUUCUAUCAAGCGACCGAUCUCUCGCGUGAGAUCGGCGCGAAAGAAGGUGUACAUAAAAUCGAGUAUUCAUCACGCAAUGCAGCAAAAAGCACCGGGAAGCUUCGCCUAGUCACCAGAAGAGCGAGUUCAAGCUGAUCUAGAGAAAAGCUCCAGCGCAGUUGGGCGACCCACUUGGUGUGCAAAGUCAUGUUCAUAACCUUCAUUACUUCAUGCGACUGUUAUGCUUCUUUUUAUCGUUACUUAUUUCGUUAGAUUUGACUUACUCCUAGGUGUCGUAGAACCAGUUGUUAUUUAAUUGUACAUUAUUUAAUACUCUGCCUUUGACUAUCGAUCUGCUACACUACUCACGGAACUGUCAAAGCGAUCAACACCGUUGUGAUUAAGGGACCUGUGCAAUUGUUGACAUUAUUUCAUCGUUGUUAAGCUUGUUGAUUUUGUUGGUUGUACAAAUAGUAACCAGUCACCGAAACCCCCCUCACGAAAAAAAUUUUAACAAAAAAAGAGAAAACAAAAAACCAUUCUUCAAUGCAUCAUUUCGGAUCAUUAAGUAGCAUGUAAGGAUAGGCGAAGUGAUCAAUUGAAGGCAAAUCGAAAGUAUUAUUGUGACAUUAUUUGUCCGACAAAGCACGUGUAAAAUACAUACGUGCAUACACACUCACACAUACCGUAACAUUAGAGACGCGUAAACACUCGACACGACUUAUGCCAAAAGAACGUUGUACCUUUUGUUACUAGGUUAGCUUUGUAUUUGUAAGGGAAACGAGAAACUAUGACAAUAAA
This is a messenger RNA of Wyeomyia smithii (pitcher-plant mosquito), 3946 nucleotides long. RefSeq lists its product as uncharacterized. NCBI's taxonomy places the organism in Eukaryota, Metazoa, Arthropoda, Insecta, Diptera, Culicidae. The record is from RefSeq and is a predicted model, not a curated record. Gene Ontology annotation, cellular component: extracellular matrix. The transcript has 4 exons. Bases 430 to 3114 code for a protein of 894 amino acids.